AUGACAGCACUUUUUAACUCAACAUUAUUAUUAGCACUUAUAACCCUCACCAUACCACUUAACCCUCACAUACCACUUAUAAAUUUACCAUUAAGCAUAAAACCAAAAACCGCCGUAAAAAUAGCAUUCUUCAUCACCAUAAUUCCACUAAUCAUAUUUAUCUCCUCUAACACCGAAUCUAUUAUUACUAACUGAUCUUGAACAAUAACCUCAACAUUCACAAUAUCAAUGAGCUUAAAAUUCGACCAAUACUCCAUCAUAUUCAUCCCAGUAGCCCUUUAUGUAACCUGAUCCAUCCUAGAGUUCACCCACUGAUAUAUAACAACAGACCCAUAUAUUACAAAAUUCUUUAAAUAUCUAUUAAUCUUCCUAAUCGCCAUAAUAACAUUAGUUACUGCCAACAAUAUAUUCCAAUUCUUUAUUGGAUGAGAAGGCGUUGGAAUUAUAUCUUUCAUAUUAAUCGGUUGAUGACAUAGCCGACUAGAAGCCUGCUCAUCAGCCUUACAAGCCAUUAUCUAUAACCGCGCAGGCGACAUCGGAUUAAUCCUCACCAUAGCUUGAAUAGCAACAAACCUCAACUCAUGAGAACUUCAACAAAUCUUCUCCCACACUAACCCAAUCCCAUUACUUCCACUGUUAAGCCUUACCCUAGCAGCAACUGGAAAAUCAGCCCAAUUUGGACUUCACCCAUGACUACCAGCAGCAAUAGAAGGCCCCACCCCAGUCUCAGCCCUACUCCACUCCAGCACUAUAGUUGUAGCAGGUAUUUUCCUACUUAUCCGAACCCACCCAAUACUUUCAACAAACAACACAGCCCUUACAACCUGCCUUUGCCUUGGUGCUUUAACUACCCUAUUUACAGCAAUUUGUGCCACCACCCAAAAUGAUAUUAAAAAAAUCAUUGCCUUCUCUACAUCCAGCCAACUAGGCUUAAUAAUAGUAACCAUUGGCCUUAAUCAACCUCACUUAGCCUUCCUCCACAUCACUAUACAUGCCUUCUUCAAAGCAAUAUUAUUCCUAUGUUCUGGCUUAAUCAUUCACAGCCUAAAUAAUGAACAAGACAUUCGAAAAAUAGGAGGACUACAUAAACCCCUCCCAAUUACCUCCUCAUGCCUAACUAUUGGAAACCUAGCCUUAUCAGGAUUCCCAUUCCUAACAGGAUUUUACUCCAAAGACAUCAUCAUCGAAACCAUAAACACAUCCCACAUAAACGCCUGAGCCCUUCUCCUAACAUUAGCUGCAACCUCACUCACAGCAGCCUAUAGCCUACGAAUCACAAUUCUUGUUCAAAUAGGACAACCACGAUUUCAGCCCAUACUUCCAAUUAAUGAAAAUUAUUACACAGCAACUAGCCCUAUCAUUCGAUUAGCAGCAGGAAGCAUUAUUGCCGGCUUACUAAUCUCGCUAAACACAACCCCAAUGAAAACACCACAAAUAACCAUACCCCACCAUAUAAAACUAUCAGCAUUAAUCAUAACAAUCAUAGGCUUAACCCUAGCCCUUGAACUAAUCACAAUAACCAACAAAAGCACAAAACCAUCAAAAAUCCACACCUUUUCAAAUUUAUUAAUAUACUUCAACACCUUAAUCCACCGUUCACUUACCCUCCUUAACCUAAAAUUUAGCCAAAACACUGCAACACACCUAACCGACCUAAUUUGAUACGAAAACAUCGGCCCAAAAUGAAUAACAAAAUCACAAACAAAUCCUAUCACAACGAUAUCAUCACAAAAAGGACUAAUCAAAAUCUACCUUACCUCAUUCCUACUAUCGAUCACCAUACUCCUUCUUACCUAA
Molecule: messenger RNA, 1797 nt
Organism: Pelodiscus sinensis (Chinese soft-shelled turtle)
Lineage: Eukaryota; Metazoa; Chordata; Testudines; Trionychidae
Source: the annotation of a RefSeq genome assembly